CUAGAUGUACACGAUAAAAAUAUUCAGAUGUUUUUGCAACAGGGACCACCCAAUUCAACUCUAAAGAACCACUGGGAAGAGUUUUGGGAAUAGACAGUGCAUUGGAGUGGACUUUCCUGUUUGAGGCCAAAGUUGAUGGACUGUUAGUUCCGCUAAAAAUGAUCCUGUGAUUUUGACAAAGAGCCAACACUAUUCAUAAUCAUUAUUCCACUAAAAUGAUACUCUUUUUACUCUCUACCAAAUCCGAAUGAACUAGUUAUAAAUCAUAUUGUACAAAAUAUAGUACUUGUGUACUCAAGUCUCAAACCUCUCUACGCAUUUUAUUCAUUUAUAUUGAUGAUGUUUGCCUAAAAUCAUCUGGUCAUUGGUAUUCCUUUCAGUUUCUUAAGGGUUCCACUGUCUCAUGUCUUCUGCUUAAAUUGGCAUUUGAGGACAGCAUAAUUCCAUAGGUUUUGCUUGGUUUUAUGAACAGGAUCUUCUAAGCUCACUUGAUGUGCCAGUUUAUAGAUGUUCUGUUGUGUUUUAUAACUGUUGAAUUUCCAACUUUUGGUUUGUUCAAUGUGCUUUUCAGAUGCUCUGAAGAUGACUCAGUUUUAAUUUAGUGGAACCUAAAUGCAUCUUUGGAAUUCAAGAAGCUGUUAGCUUGGAUUUGUUUGUUAUAAUUGUGUCCUUUUAUGAGAAGUAGUUUAAUAUUAUUUUAAGGUGUGGAGUGGUUAUAAUGAUGUGUUCAAAUAUCAACUGCCCAGGUGAAGCUUCUUGUUGAAUGGAAACAAAUAUUGUUCUUUUGGGUGUGUAAGGCCUGAUCUCUAUUUUGAAAGUCAAUUUUCUUCAAAACCACCUUCAGCACAUCAAGAGGGAACUGGCUUCUCAUGCGAUCAAUCAUUUUGGGAGACACACUUUUCCUAUUCUAUGAAACAAAGAAUUCGAUCACAAUGCAAGGAGAUAUUGGGGUCUCAAAAAGUGACGAUGAGGGUGCAACAUGGCAACAUUUGGGUGUUGCCUUGGAUGAGGAAUGGCAUCUUUCGUAUCCAUAUGUCUUUGAGUACCUUGGCAAAAUAUACAUGAUGCCUGAGUGCAGUGGUAAAGGGGAGCUCCGCAUCUAUCGAGCACUUAACUUUCCCUUGCAAUGGACACUGGAGAAAAUUAUUAUUAAAAAACACCUAGUUGAUUCUGUUAUUAUUAAUCAUGAUGGGAAAUAUUGGAUUUUUGGUUCUGAUCACACUGGUUUUGGUGCCAAGAAGAACGGACAGAUGGAAAUCUGGUAUAGUAGCUCGCCAUUUGGUCCCUGGAAGCCACACAAGAAGAACCCUAUUUUUAACACUGACAAGAGUUCUGGUGCUCGGAAUGGAGGCAGGCCAUUUGUGUACAAUGGAAACCUUUAUCGCAUGGGUCAAGACUCCGGUGAAACAUAUGGACGGCGAGUCCGUGCUUUCAAAGUGGAAGUCCUUACCCAGGAUGAGUUCAAAGAAGUUGAAGUUUCCCUGGGCAUAGACGAGUCAAAUAAGGGUCGAAACGCUUGGAACGGUGCUCGCUACCAUCACCUUGAUGUGCAACAACUAAGUUAUGGCAAGUGGAUUGGUGUCAUGGAUGGAGAUCGGGUACCCUCAGGAGACCCAGCUCAUCGUUUUAUUCUUGGCUGUGCCUCAGUUGUGGUUGUUGUCGCAGUUGUUAUACUGUUGGGGUCUCUGGUUGGAGCCGUGAAAUGUAUUAUCCCCCUCAACUGGUGCCCACACAAUUCAGGAAAGAGAAGCGAUGUUUUCCUGACAUGGGAACGGUCCAAUUUGAUGUCUUCUAAGCUUCGACAGCUCUGCAGUCGCUUGAAUAGAGCACCUUUAUUCCUCCGAGGCAUGGUAAAACCCAACUCCAUCAUCGGAAGAUUGGUAAUCUCUUUCAUAUUUGCAGUUGGAGCUGUACUAGUCUGCAUUGCCGUGAAGUACAUCUAUGGAGGCAAUGGUGCUGAAGACGCUUAUCCAUUGAAAGGACACUAUUCUCAGUUCACACUAUUGACGAUGACCUACGAAGCCCGGCUCUGGAAUUUGAAAAUGUACGUGAAGCAUUACUCAAGAUGCUCUUCAGUAGAGGAGAUUGUAGUGGUGUGGAACAAAGGGGCGCCUCCAGAACCGAGUGAAUUGGACUCGGCAGUGCCGGUGAGGAUCAGAGUGGAGGAAAAGAACUCACUCAACAACAGGUUCAAGAUCGAUCCUCUGAUAAAGAACCGAGCUGUUCUAGAGCUUGACGAUGAUAUCAUGAUGAGCUGCGAUGAUAUAGAACGGGGAUUCCGGGUAUGGCGAGAGCACCCAGAUAGGAUUGUGGGAUUCUACCCACGUCUUGUAGAAGGGAGCGUGUUAAAGUACGACGGGGAGCAGUAUGCCCGAAAGCUGAAAGGGUAUAACAUGAUCCUGACAGGAGCGGCCUUCAUUGAUGCCCAACUCGCCUUUGAGAGGUAUUGGAGCAAGGAAGCCAAGGCAGGAAGGAAGGUUGUGGACAAGUAUUUCAACUGCGAAGACUUGCUUUUGAACUACCUCUAUGCAAAUGCCAGCUCUUCAAGGACGGUAGAGUAUGUGAGACCCACUUGGGUCAUCGACACAUCCAAGUUCUCAGGCGUUGCCAUCAGCCGAAACACUCAACUCCAUUACAGAAUAAGAAGCGAGUGCCUCUUGAAAUUUUCAGAGAUGUAUGGUGGUUUGGGGAAGCAGAAAUGGGAAUUCAACGGCCGGGAGAACAGACGGGAUUUUUGACCAGGAAUCCAAUCGAUUAUUCACCAUAGCCACAGGUAGAUUGUAAUAGAAGGUGACAAAAAUUCUUGCAACUUCCAACUUUGUUGGUUCUUUCUCUUGUGAAUUAAUCACUCAAAAUCUCUUAGAGAUGGGAGUACUCUUUAGGAUCCCCAUAGGUUUACAUGUACAUUGGGUUUUCUCAUUUCUGUUAAGUUAUUAAAUCUUGAUGAAA
Vitis riparia (riverbank grape) is the source of this 2949-nucleotide messenger RNA. Its product is annotated as glucosamine inositolphosphorylceramide transferase 1-like. Gene Ontology annotation, cellular component: membrane. Gene Ontology annotation, molecular function: glycosyltransferase activity. The transcript is spliced from 3 exons. The record is from RefSeq and is a predicted model, not a curated record. Bases 870 to 2738 code for a protein of 622 amino acids. NCBI's taxonomy places the organism in Eukaryota, Viridiplantae, Streptophyta, Magnoliopsida, Vitales, Vitaceae.